Messenger RNA from Symbiodinium pilosum, 606 nucleotides. Lineage: Eukaryota; Dinophyceae; Suessiales; Symbiodiniaceae. The record is from the annotation of a GenBank genome assembly.
AUGCUGGUGCUUGUCGGAAUGAUGACAGCUGCCCUCAUCUUCGACUUCCGUGGGAACAGACUGCUGUUGAAUCGCUACAACACAUUCGGCUUGCUGCUGCUUGCGGUGGCUGUGGGUGUUGAGGUAAUCGACUCGGUCUCGCAAGUCCACGGAACCUACUAUGACAUUAUAUUCUAUGCAAUCUGUUCAUUCAUUGCUGGCACCUGCUACAGCAUACAGGCAAAGAUGAAUAAGAGAUUAGCUAGGGAUUUGGGCUCCACGGCCCGCAGUGCCCUCUUCUGCAACGUGACUGCCAUGGUAUGGGCUAUCCCUUUGUGGAUUGUGUUGCAGUCUUCGGGUAUUCCCCUCAGUUUUCAAGAGCCGAAAUGGUGGAUCUGGCUGCUUUGUGGCCUUCAAUCGGCAUUCUAUACAUAUUCCUUGGCGGAGCUGCCGAAGAUGAUAGGCUAUUCUGUCGUCUUUGUGCUGGUGCUGGCAGGGAAAUUAACCACUGCCUCUUUGGCGGACACCUUCGGACUCUUCUCUGCCCCGCGCCCGGUGUCCGUGGCGCGGUUCGUCAGCGUGGCCUGGGGCCCCGGGUUGCUGAAAUACGGGGAUUACUUGGGGUGA